AUUUAUUGAUUUAUUUCAGGGGAUGAGUUUUCUGCAUCUUUCUUGAUGAAUCACGGGUGUUCAGUGAAUGUAGCCACACCUGGUGAUGGCAGGACACCUCUCCAUACUUUAGUCAGUCAAAAUUAUGAAGAUCAGCAAACCCGGGAUGACAUGGUGAAGGUGACACAGAUGAUGAUGAUGAAGGGAGCCGACCCUAAUAUACAGGACAAGAAUAUGAAGACAGUUAUGCAUUUAGUAGUGGAAGGAGAAAGAGUGGAAGUGUUCCGUGUACUGAUUGAACAUGACAAUCUGCGCCUAGAGCUGAGAGACAAGUUUGGAUAUCCACCUUUGUGGUAUGCUCUGACAAAGAGCACAGAUUUUGCUGAUGGAUCAUUUGCUGCACUUCUUAUCAAGAAAGGUGCAUCACCAGAUGCAGUUGUGGGCACCAGUGGGGAGUCUAUCCUCCAUCUUGUGGCACGCAAUGGUCUGGAAGAAGCAGGUCUGUUUCUCACCACACAAGGUGCUAAUUGUAACGUAGUCAACGCUGAUGGAGAAAGUCCACUGCACGUGUCAUGUACUGUUGGUCUGCCUUCACUCACUACAGCACUCCUCCAGAUAGAAGCAAACCCAAAUUUCCAAACUUACUCGGCCACUCCAAAGAGCAAAGCACUGGCAUCAAAUGAUCCAUUUGCAGAAGAUGAGGAUGAAAACGAUUCACUAUUACCGACACUAAUUUUCCGUGAAACUGCCCUUCAUCGAGCCAUCAGAAACAAUAAUGAAGGUGAUAUAAGAGCAAUCUUGGAUCACAAAGAAUACUGUGAAAGUAACAAAGUGGAUUUUGCGUUGAUUCCCGACCUAAACCUUCGAGACUCAUGCGAUCUGACAGCAUUAGGAGUGGCUUUAGGUAGUGGCCAUCUGACAGUUGCAAGACAUCUCUUAAAAGCUGGUUCUGAUAUCAACACUACUGACUCUCAAGGUCUCAGCCUGCUACACAUUGCUAUCCAGCACAAGGAUAAACAAGUGACAACCUUUCUAAUCAACAAUGAAGCAGAUGUCAAUCUUAGGUUUGUUACUGUUUCAUGCUUACAUAUUUCACAGAAUAACUGAUAAUAGUAUUAGAAUAAUUAUAAUAUGUAUA
Cherax quadricarinatus is the source of this 1117-nucleotide messenger RNA. NCBI's taxonomy places the organism in Eukaryota, Metazoa, Arthropoda, Malacostraca, Decapoda, Parastacidae. The record is from RefSeq and is a predicted model, not a curated record.